AAUAUUGAGCAGAAACCGGAGGAAUUCUUUACUGGCUUUGAUGUGGUUUGCCUGACGUGCUGCACUCAGGAGGUCCUUCUGAAGGUGGACCAAAUAUGCAAGAAACACGGCAUCAAGUUUUUCACCGGUGACGUCUUUGGCUACCACGGCUACAUGUUUGCCAACCUGGGUGAACAUGAAUUUGUUGAAGAAAAGACAAAAGCUACCAAAGCCAGCCAGGAAGGACAGGGCGGCCCUGAUGCCAAGAAAGCCAAACUGGGUGUUGCAGAGACAGUCCUGGUGAAGAAGAAUGUUCAUUUUUGCCUCCUAAAAGAUGCCCUGACUCUCAGUUGGAGCAGUGAAGGGGCCAAAGCAGCCUUGAAGCGGACUGCCCCCGAUUACUUCCUGUUGCAAGUGCUUUUCAAAUUCCGGACAGAAAAGGGGCGAGACCCUUCUCCGCUGAGCUACCAGGAGGAUGCAGAAGCGCUGCGCCAGAUGCGCUUGGCUGUGCUGGCCUCCUUGGGUGUUGGAACUGACCUGAUUGUUGACGACUUUGCCAGCUGCUUCUCAGAAAUGGCCCCCGUUUGUGCUGUGGUUGGAGGGGUGCUGAGCCAAGAGGCUGUCAAGGCUCUCUCACAGCGGGACCCUCCCCUCAACAAUUUCUUCUUCUUCAACGGCAUGAAGGGCAGCGGGGUGGUAGAGUGCCUGGCCCCCACCCUCCCAUCCUGAACUAUGUGGGCUUAGUGACGGAUUCCCUUCCUGAACAGCCACCCCUCCUCACGUCUCUUCCCAUCUUAGCCCAAAUAAAUACUUAUU
Thamnophis sirtalis is the source of this 795-nucleotide messenger RNA. The record is from RefSeq and is a predicted model, not a curated record. NCBI's taxonomy places the organism in Eukaryota, Metazoa, Chordata, Lepidosauria, Squamata, Natricidae.